Molecule: messenger RNA, 886 nt
Organism: Spea bombifrons (plains spadefoot toad)
Lineage: Eukaryota; Metazoa; Chordata; Amphibia; Anura; Pelobatidae
Gene: SBSPON
Product: somatomedin B and thrombospondin type 1 domain containing
Exons: 5
Coding region: 10-828 (272 amino acids)
Source: RefSeq, a predicted model, not a curated record
UUUGUAGAUAUGGAUAUAAUGAGGACCAACUGGGGUUACUGGGUUUGGAUGUGUGUGAUGGGACUAGCGGGACUCAGGGGCUUGGCAAAGGCUGGAUGCUUGGAGGCUGGCAAGUGCUGUAAAGGUCGGGACCUAACAUGUACCACCCAGGGCUGGAGGAUGGAUAGAGUGUAUGGCACCUGUUUCUGCGAUCAGACCUGCGCUCUCACCGGGGACUGCUGCUAUGACUACUCCCAGGCUUGUCCAGCUCGUGACUGUGUUGUGGGUGAGUGGAGUCACUGGAGCGGCUGUGCAAACCAGUGCUCGCCGACAGUCCGGGUGCGCAGACGAGAAGUGGUACAGGAGCCCGAAAACGGAGGAGAGACCUGCCCACCACUGGAAGAAAAGGCUGGGUGUCUUGAGUACUACACGUCCCAGGGCAAGGACUGCGGACAUUCAUAUGUGCCUGCUUUUAUAACUACAUCUGAGUACAACAAAGCAAGAAGAAAACGCACUUUGUCUCGUGACUGGUCAUCUGUUACAGAGGAUUCAGGGUACUGUGUUGAGUUUCAGAUACAAUCCUUAUCUCAAGCUUGCCUGUCAGAGAACCGGCCACAUGCCCGUUGGAUGCAGUAUUUGCGUGAAGGAUACACGGUCUGUGUAGCAUGUCAGCAUCCGGCAAUGGACAUCAGAAACCAUCGUUGCUAUGGAGAUGGCAAUGAUACUGAUGGAAGCAAGCUUCUACGAUGGCAAGCUGUAGGAAACCCCCAAUGUCAAGGAUCCUGGAGAAAAGUGAAGCAAGUUGACAAGUGCUCCUGUCCAGAGGUCCACAGCUUUAUAUUUACAUGAUGUUAUUAAGUAUCAGCAGAAACCUUUAUUUCAAAAUAAAUAUAAAGUUUUAACUAUC